This is a messenger RNA of Candidozyma haemuli, 3153 nucleotides long. It is a transcript of the gene RIA1, whose product is annotated as GTPase. NCBI's taxonomy places the organism in Eukaryota, Fungi, Ascomycota, Pichiomycetes, Serinales, Metschnikowiaceae. Gene Ontology annotation, cellular component: ribonucleoprotein complex; cytosol. Gene Ontology annotation, biological process: cytosolic ribosome assembly. Bases 1 to 3153 code for a protein of 1050 amino acids. The record is from RefSeq and is a predicted model, not a curated record. Gene Ontology annotation, molecular function: GTP binding; GTPase activity; ribosome binding. The transcript has a single exon.
AUGAAGCUUUCUCCAGAAAAGGUCCGUGACCUUCAAGCUUCCACGCCCAAUGUCCGGAACAUCUGCAUUUUGGCCCAUGUUGAUCAUGGCAAGACGUCGUUGAGUGACUCGCUUUUGGCCACCAACGGUAUAAUAUCCCAGCGAAUGGCUGGUAAAGUGAGGUACUUGGAUUCCCGUGAGGACGAACAGCUUCGAGGCAUUACCAUGGAGCUGUCUGCUAUUUCUUUGUAUUUCAAGGUGAUGAGGAAGAAGGAGGGAAGCAACUCAGAUGAAGCCGAGGUUAAAGAACACUUGAUUAACCUUAUAGACUCACCUGGGCAUAUUGAUUUCUCUUCAGAAGUGUCCACUGCAUCUCGUCUUUGUGAUGGUGCUGUGGUUUUAGUUGAUGUCGUCGAGGGAGUUUGCUCCCAGACGGUGAAUGUGCUCAGACAGUGCUGGGUGGACAGAUUGAAGCCGAUUUUGGUGCUUAACAAGAUGGAUAGGUUGGUGAAUGAAUGGCGUUUCCUGCCUUUGGAAGCAUAUCAGCAUAUUCUGAGGCUUGUGGAGCAAGUGAACUCGGUUAUCGGCUCGUUCUACGCUGGUGACAGAAUGGAAGACGAUAUGAAGUGGAGAGAGUCCGGUGCGGAAGGCGAAUACGUUGAAAGGUCUGACCUGGACCUUUAUUUCUCUCCUGAGAGCAACAAUGUCAUUUUUGCCUCGGCUGUUGACGGCUGGGCUUUUUCCAUUAACACUUUUGCUCGCAUUUACCUGGCAAAACUUGGAUUUUCUCAUGCUGUGUUGUCUAAGACUUUGUGGGGUGACUUUUACUUGGAUAUGAAAAACAAAAAGAUUAUUCCUGGAAACAAAUUGAAAUCUUCUCAAGCAUCACUCAAGCCGCUUUUUGUCUCCCUUGUUUUAGAGCAAAUUUGGAACAUCUACGACGCAUGCCUCUUGAACAGAGACGAUGAGAAACUCGAGAAAAUUACCAGUAAACUAGGUUCGAAACUUUCCCCUCGUGACUUGCGUUCUACCGACUAUAAGAGUUUACUUAACUUGAUUAUGUCCCAAUGGAUUCCGUUGAGUCAUGCUCUUCUUGGUGCCGUGAUUGAGUACUUGCCAAACCCUUCGGAAGCUCAGCAACAGAGAAUGGAAAAGAUCUUGGAUGAAUGUAUCUAUAGCGCUGUUCCUGAAACACCCCGUGAAGAGCUUUUAGAUGAAUCUUUCAAGAAGGCUUUGGAGGCUUGCGAUGCUUCGGACCCCGAAUCCCAUACAUUAGCAUAUGUGUCCAAAAUGCUUUCCGUUCCAAAUGCUGAGCUCCCCAAAGAAGCUACAGUUGCACCAAGUGCUGAAGAGCUCCAGGAAAGAAGUCGAAAGGCCCGUGAGAUUGCCAAGAAGGCUUCAGACGCUGCAGCAGCUUUAGCUGAUGCUCGUUUGGAAGAAGAAGAUGGUGGAGAGAUCUACCUUGAAACGAAACCAGAUCAGUUCCAAUGGGAGUUUGAGGAAGAUCCAGACGAAGAAGAAGAAGAGACGGAGGUUGAAAAAGAGACUUUGGUCGCCUUCACUAGAGUCUACUCUGGUACGUUGAUUCGUGGCCAAAGCGUUUGUAUCGUCGGUCCCAAGUAUGACCCAGCGUUGGGCAAGGACCAUCCAUCCAACAUUGAACAAUUCCGUGAGAACGUCGUCAUCCAAGAUCUUCUUUUGAUUAUGGGCCGUGAGUUUGUGAGAGUUGGUUCUGUACCUGCUGGAAACAUCGUUGGCUUGAUUGGCUUGGGUGACCUUGUCUUGAAGAAUGCUACCAUCAUGUCAGAGUUACCAGAAGGUAAGCCAUACUUAAACUUUGCAUCGACUGCCACUUUAAUUCACAACAAACCAAUCAUGAGAGUUGCCAUUGAGCCUGACAAUUUGCUUAAAUUGCAUAAGCUCGAGAAGGGAUUGGAUUUGCUUACAAAAGCUGAUCCUGUUCUUGAGUGGUACAUUGAUGAUGACUCUGGAGAACUUAUUGUCUGUGUUGCUGGUGAGUUGCAUUUGGAAAGAUGUCUUAAGGAUCUUGAAACCCGUUUUGCACCAGGAUGUGACGUGGUGAUCAAAGAGCCUGUGAUUCCUUUUAGGGAAGGAUUGAAUGUCGAUGCCAAGCCUUCAAUCACUAAGGAGGAGCUUGAAGAAGCCAGUGAUGCCGAAGAGGAAGAAGUUGAAGAGGAUGAGGUUGAUUUGCAAAUUGAAGUAUACCCAUUGCCAGAUGAAGUGACCAACUUCUUGACCAAGAGCGAGCAUGAAAUCAAGGACUUAGUAAACUCAAGACUCACCAACUCAGCAGAAGAAUUCGAGAAGCAUGUUGCUUUGUUUAACGAAAAGUUCCUUGGUGUUCUUGAAGAGCACACACUUCCUCGUGAAGUUCUUGAAAUAUUCCUGACUGCCAAGGACUUUAUCAACAAUGUCAUCAGCUUCGGACCAAAAAGAGUCGGUGCUAACGUUUUUGUUGAGGACCCAACCAAUGGCCAGCAGUUCCGCAGAGCAUUGGUGAAGGAGAAUGAGGAGGCAACUAGGUUUGAGUUUGAGUCCAACGUGUUGGGUGGAUUCCAGCUAGCAAUGAACGAAGGCCCCCUUUGUUCAGAGCCGGUUCAGGGUACCAUUGUUGUGCUCAAGCGUACUUACAGACCUGAUACUGAAGAGGUCUUGCUCAACUUGGCAGGAAGAAUUUUGAAGCAAACCAGGCAGCUUAUCCACAAGGGGUUCUUGCUCAAUGCGCCUCGUCUUUUCCUUGCCAUGUACACAUGUGAGAUUCAAACAUCUCCUGAAGUACUUGGAAAGGUCUAUGUCGUCAUCCAGAAGAGAGGUGGAUCGAUUAUAUCUGAAGAAAUGAAAGAAGGUACGCCAUUUUUCACCAUCAACGCCAGAAUCCCAGUUGUGGAAGCCUUUGGAUUCUCAGAAGAAAUCAGAAAGAGAACUUCAGGUGCUGCAAGUCCUCAGCUUGUGUUCGAUGGUUUUGAUAUGCUUGACAUUGAUCCAUUCUGGGUACCCCACACUGAAGAAGAGCUUGAAGAGCUCGGAACAUUCGCUGAAAGAGAAAAUGUCGCAAGAAGGUACAUGAACAACAUCAGAAGAAGAAAGGGUCUUUUCGUCGACGAAAAGGUUGUUAAGAAUGCAGAGAAGCAGAGAACCUUGAAGAAGGAUUAA